Molecule: messenger RNA, 4218 nt
Organism: Scomber scombrus (Atlantic mackerel)
Lineage: Eukaryota; Metazoa; Chordata; Actinopteri; Scombriformes; Scombridae
Product: NACHT, LRR and PYD domains-containing protein 3-like
Exons: 12
Coding region: 1-4218 (1405 amino acids)
Molecular function (GO): protein binding
Source: RefSeq, a predicted model, not a curated record
AUGCUUCCAGUAUCAGAGGCAGAACCCAUCUUUUAUUACCAAGGCAGGCUUCAGGGAAACCUCCAGGAUAGGUUUAUGUGUAUGCUACAGGGGACACAGAAGAAGGAUGAGCAACCUCUGGUUAACAUCCACACAGAGCUGUACAUCACAUCUGGGGGUGACAUACACAUCAACACACAGCAUGAGGUCAGACAGAUUGAGACAGCAGGGAAGCCAGCAGACACUGAGAAAACGAUUCAACCCAGUGACAUGUUCAAGCACCCAUCUGGAGAAUACAGACCCAUCAGGACAGUUCUGACCAAUGGAAUCGCAGGAAUUGGAAAAACAGUCCUUGUACAUAAGUUUGUGUUGGACUGGGCCGAAGGAAGAACCAAUCAAGAUGUGCAUCUCAUUUUCCCCUUCACCUUCCGUCAGCUGAAUCCACUGAAGGAGGAAAAGUUUAGUUUGGCAGAGCUCAUUCAUGAAUGCAUCCCAGAAACUAAAGACAUCAAGGAGGAGGCUCUAAAUCACAUCUUUACAACUCUGCAGUCAUCAGGAAACACCAACUUUGACAAGAGUCCAUUCAAACUUCUGUUUGUGUUUGAUGGACUGGAUGAGAGCCGCCUUCAAUUGGACCUUAAUGAUAUUGGCAAUCUUGAUGUAACAAAGUCGACUGAUGUGGAAGUCCUGCUGAGCGUUUCUUCGGGUGAAAGAAUGUCACAUGGAGAAGCAGACUCUCUGCCUGCUGUGCCUCCAGAGUCAUCACAAUGUGCUACAACUCAGAGAGAAGCAGCAAGCACAACAAACACCGCCCAGAAUGGAUCUAUUGCCUACCAUCCUCAGCUGACAGGUGUUAAUGUUGAAGGGAAUAUAACUACGAAUAUCAACAACACAUAUGUUCAAGCUCCUGCCAGGACAGACGAGACUACUGCUUCUCCAAAAACCAAAGAAAACAUCCAAAGGUGCCAAGAAGAACUAAAAUCUUACCUUGAAAAUAAAACAGAGAAUCUGUUUCAAGGAACAAAGGAAGAUGGAUCAUCAACUCCUAUGAACAAGAGCUAUACAAAGUUAUACAUCACAGCGGGAGGCAGUGGGGAGGUUAAUAGUGAACAUGAAGUUGUUGUAUUAGAAUGUAGAAGGUGUACGAGUGAGGAGGAAAUCCAACUCAAUGACAUUUUGAAAGCUUUACCAAACGAAGACAAGCCCCCACAGAGAGUUCUGACAAAGGGAAAUGCCGGCAUCGGAAAAUCUGUUGCUGUGCAGAAAUUCACUCAUGACUGGGCAGUUAGAGAAGCAAACCAAAGCUUUCAGUUCAUAUUUCCAUUCACAUUCAGAGACCUGAAUUUAUUAAAAGAUAAGCCUUAUAGUCUUGUGGGUUUAAUAGCUGAAUACUUUGAAGAAGUGAAGGAUUUGAACACUUCAGACUACAAAAGUUGUAGUAUUUUGUUCAUCUUCGAUGGCCUGGAUGAAAGCAAACUCCCGCUUAACUUUGAGGAAAAUGAGAUAUGCCGCAGCGUUACAAAGACGACGACAGUAGACGCCUUACUGACCAACUUAAUCUCAGGGCAACUGCUUCACAAAGCCUCGGUCUGGAUCACAAGUAGACCGGCUGCAGCCAGUAAGAUUCCUCCCGAGUUCAUCAACAGAGUGACCGAGGUACAAGGCUUUAAUGAUGAGCAGAAGGAGGAGUACUUUCUAAAGAAAAUCAGUGACAUCAGUAUGGCUCGAAAGAUCUGCGAUCAUCUUCAGUCAAAGCCGUUGAGAACUCUGUACAUCAUGUGCCACAUCCCAAUGUUCUGUUGGAUUAUAGCCACCGCUCUUCAGAGUCUCCUCACAGGAACUCACGAUAGUGAGUUACCCAAGACUGUGACUGAAAUGUACACACACUUCCUGAUUAUCCAUACAAAGAGGAACAAUCAGAAGGAUUAUCAGGAAGUUGAAACAGACAAAGGAAGAAAAAAAGAAAGUGAUAAAGAUGUGAUCAUGAAAUUGGGAAAGUUGGCAUUUGAACAGCUACAGAAAGGCAACAUAAUCUUCUAUGAAAAAGAUCUGAAGGAGUGCAAAAUUGACCUGAAAAAAGCUGCAGUUUAUUCAGGAGUUUGUACACAGAUCAUAAGGAAAGAAUCAGGUCUUCACAGAGAGGAGGUUUACUCUUUUAUACAUUUAAGUGUGCAGGAGUUUCUUGCAGCUCUGUAUGUGUUAGAGACCUUCAUAGAGAGUGGACAAAAUCUGCUUCCCAGCCAGUCAAAUGUUAGAAUCAGGUCACAGAAUGUAGAAAGCCUUCUUGUACUUCACAAGACUGCAGUGGAUAUGGCCUUAGCCAACGAUCACGGACAAUGGGACUUUUUUCUGCGCUUCCUGCUUGGUCUGUCACAGGACAAGAAUCAGAAUCUUCUUCAGAAAGUGUUUGGAUUUGAAGUAAGAUGUCCAGUGAAUAACCAGGAAACAAUCAAGUACAUUCACAGGAAGAUCAAGAAUCUGUCCAAUACCGACAAGAGUAUCAAUCUUUUCCAGUGUUUAAAUGAACUUGGUGACCAGUCUCUAGUAGAGCAAGUCCUCAAGUAUCACAACUCAGGAGAUGUUAGUAAAAUUUCACCUGCACAUUGGUCAGCUUUGGCCUUUGUAGUGCGUCUUUCUAACGAAGACCUGGAUGUGUUUGACCUGAAGAAAUACUACAAGUCAGAUGAAGUUCUGGGGAGGCUGCUGCCAGUGCUCAAAGCAUCAAAGACCGCUCUGCUGAGUGACUGUAACCUCACUGAUACAUGCUGCGAGUAUCUUUCAUCAGUUCUCAGCUCAAAGUCUUCUGGUCUGGAGGUGUUAGACCUGAGCAGGAAUCAACUGCAGGACUUCGGAGUAAAGCUCCUCUCUGAUGGCCUCAGGAGUCCCAACUGCAAACUCCAGAAACUCAGACUCAGUGGCUGUAAUCUGACAGCAAGAUGUCGUGAAGGUCUGUCGUCAGUUCUCAGCUCCCAGUCCUGUAGUUUGAGAGAGCUGGACCUGAGUAACAACAACCUGCAGGAUUCAGGAGUGACGCUGCUCUCCGUUGGACUGGAGAGUUUAAACUGUAUAUUGGAGUCUCUCAGACUGUCAUCCUGUCUGAUCACAGAGGAAGGCUGUGCUUCUCUGGCCUCAGCUCUGAACUCCAACCCCUCCCAUCUGAGAGAGCUGGACCUGAGCUACAAUCAUCCAGGAUACUCAGGAGUGAAGCUUCUGUCUGCUAGACUGAAGGAUCCACACUGGAGACUCAAUACUGUCAGACUGACCAGCUGUAAUCUGUCAGAGAGAAGCUGUGCAGCUCUGUCUUCAGUUCUCAGCUCCCAGUCCUCUAGUCUGAGAGAGCUGGACCUGAGUCACAACAACCUGCAGGAUUCAGGAGUGAAGCAGCUUUCUGUUGGCUUGAAGAGUUCACACUGUACUCUGAAGACUCUUGGACUGUCAGGAUGUCUGGUCACAGAGGAAGGCUGUGCUUCUCUGGCCUCAGCUCUGAGCUCCAACCCCUCCCAUCUGAGAGAGCUGGACCUGAGCUACAAUCAUCCAGGAGACUCAGGAGUGAAGCUACUAUCUGCUGGACUGAAGGAUCCAAACUGGAAACUCGACACUCUCAGACUGGAUCAUGGUGGAGAGCAGAGGCUGAAACCUGGUCUGAGGAAGUAUAUCUGUGAACUCACACUGGACACAAACACAGCACACAAGAACCUCAAACUGUCUGACAACAACAGGAAGGCGACAGCAGUGAAAGGGAAGCAGUCAUACCCUCAACAUAAAGACAGGUUUGAUUGGUGGCAUCAGCUGAUGUGUACCGAUGGUCUGAUUGGUCGCUGUUACUGGGAGGUUGAGUGGAGAGGAGAGGUUCAUAUAUCUGUGACUUACACAGGAAUCAGAAGGAAAGGACGCAAGGUUGACUGCAGGUUUGGAAGGAAUGAUCAGUCCUGGAGUCUGAGCUGCUCUGGUGGUCAUUACUCUGUUUGGCACAAUAAGAAACAAACAGUCCUCCGCACUUCCCCUCCCCCCUCCCCCUCCCCUCCCUCCUACCCUUCCCCUCACUCCCCCUUGAUCUUACCCUCCUCCUCCUCUGUCUCUAACAGAGUAGCAGUGUAUGUGGACUGUCCUGCUGGCACUCUGUCCUUCUACAGAGUCUCCUCUGACACACUGAUCCACCUCCACACCUUCAACACCACAUUCACUGAACCUCUGUAUGCUGGGUUUGGGUUGAGGUCUGGUUCAGUGACUCUGUGUUAA